Molecule: messenger RNA, 1515 nt
Organism: Sclerotinia sclerotiorum 1980 UF-70
Lineage: Eukaryota; Fungi; Ascomycota; Leotiomycetes; Helotiales; Sclerotiniaceae
Exons: 2
Coding region: 1-1515 (504 amino acids)
Molecular function (GO): aldehyde dehydrogenase (NAD+) activity
Source: RefSeq, a predicted model, not a curated record
AUGUCUACAUACGCAGAACAAAAACUUUACUAUGAUGGCAAAGUUCAACAAGCUACCUCUAAAGAAACAUUUACCACAGUCAACCCCGCCACAGGAAAACCUCUAGCAAAUGUACAAAAAGCAUCACCAUCAGAUAUCGAUUCCGCUGUAGCUUCGGCCCAAAAAGCAUUUCCAUCAUGGUCACAGACACCACCAAUGAUCCGCUCCCGAAUCCUUCUUAAAGCCGUCCAGAUACUUCGCGAACGAAAUGACGAAAUAGCCAAGGUGGAAACACACGAUACGGGCAAGGCAUAUUCGGAAACCAGCGCUGUCGAUGUCGUUACUGGAGCAGAUGUGUUAGAAUACUUUGCGAACCUAGUUGCAAGUGGAGGAAUGAAUGGAGAAACUACACAAUUGAGACCAGAUGCAUGGAUAUAUACCAAAAAGGAAGCUUUGGGUGUAUGCGCCGGUAUUGGAGCUUGGAACUACCCUAUUCAAAUUGCUUUAUGGAAAUCAGCGCCUUGCUUGGCAGCCGGAAAUUGUAUGGUCUAUAAGCCAUCCGAAGUAACUCCAUUGCAUGGCCAAAUUCUCGCACAAGUGUAUGCAGAAGCUGGACUUCCCCCGGGGGUUUUCAAUAUCGUGCAUGGAGAUGGAUCAGUAGGAGGGUAUUUGACCACCCAUCCAGGUAUUGCCAAAGUAAGUUUCACAGGUCAAGUCUCAACUGGUCAAAAGGUGGCUGCUGCUGCAGCUGGUGGCAUGAAAUAUGUUACCAUGGAGUUGGGCGGUAAAAGUCCUCUCAUUAUCCUUCCAGAUACCGAUCUUGAAAAUGCUGUUGAUGGAGCGAUGAUGGCCAACUUUUAUUCCACCGGACAAGUCUGCACAAACGGAACUAGAGUUUUUGUACACGAAAGUAUGAAAUCAGCAUUCGAAAAACGUCUUCUCGAAAAGAUGGAAUAUAUUAGAGCCUUGGAGCCAAUGGAUGCCAAUAGUAAUUUUGGUCCCCUCGUUUCAGAGAUCCAUCAAAAGAAAGUCCUCAACUAUAUCCAACAAGGAAUUGAAAACGAUAAAGCAAAACUCCUCUAUGGUGGCCCAGAAAAGCCAACCGACAUUCCUAGCGGUCACGAAUCAGGCUUUUGGGUUCGCCCUACCGUCUUUACAGAUUGUACGGAUGACAUGCUUAUCACCCGGGAAGAGAUUUUCGGUCCAGUUCUCUGCAUUCUUACAUAUUCUACCACAGAAGAAGUUAUCCGUCGCGCCAACGACACAAAAUUAGGAUUGGCAGCCGGUGUCUUCGGAAAGAAUAUAAACGAAUGUCAUGAAGUGAUUGGAAAGAUAGAAGCAGGUAUAACAUGGAUUAAUACAUGGGGAGAAAGUCCUGCGGAGAUGAGUGUAGGAGGUUGGAAGAUGAGUGGAGUGGGAGUGGAAAAUGGUAGGAGGGGAUUGAAUGCUUGGGUUAGGGAAAGAAGCACUUUGGUACAAAAUGGUGGAGGAGAGGUGGGAAGCGUUUUUUGUAAAUUUAGAAUUCCUAGGAGAUAG